Molecule: messenger RNA, 746 nt
Organism: Alnus glutinosa
Lineage: Eukaryota; Viridiplantae; Streptophyta; Magnoliopsida; Fagales; Betulaceae
Exons: 2
Coding region: 152-601 (149 amino acids)
Source: RefSeq, a predicted model, not a curated record
GAGUUAGGCGAGCGGCGCCCAGCCUAAUUUCCACCUGUGCAGCCAGCUCGUGAAAAGAUUGCGACUUUCUUAGCUCAGCUCUGCUUCUGAAACCCAGAGUCAGUGUAACUGUGUAAGAAGCUUGUUGCCGGUGAUCUCGCCGAAGGUACAGAUGGCGUUCUUCAGCAUGAAGCCGAUGGGAGGCCCACUUCCUGCCCAGCUCGGCCAAAAGGGCUUCCCCAUCAAACGGCCAGUGAUCAUAACCACGAGGACCGUUCUCCCUCUUCAGGUGAAAAGUGAGGAAGAACGGAGAUUAGAAGCUCCGAUGAACUUGGGUGUGUCACGAAGAGAUAUGAUGAUAUAUUUGACUGCUGGGGCUCUGAUGAGUGGCGCAACAGAUCCUGCUGAAGCACGUGUUGUGAAACCUGAGAUCAGGAGAAAGAUAAGGGAAAAACUCGACAUGCUUAGGGAAAAGGCCGGGUUGUCAAAGCCGAAAAAUGAGGACGGAAUCAAGAUAUCGCCAGAACAACCAUCGGCAAAGGAGAAAAACCUUCCGCCCUUGCCGCCACCGGUACCAUCUCUAAGUUCUAUAGGACCUCUGGUGGAAGCAACUCUCCCCUGACCACAGGACAUUAGAUGAUCCUUUAUUAAAUUUUGAAUGAUGGCUUUGUUCACAAGCUUAGAUUUUCGUUUAUCUUAUCUCCAAACUAUGAAUUGGAAUUUACAAUCCACCAAAUCACUACUAGAUUUGUGGCCGUUUUUCGUAA